Messenger RNA from Cucurbita pepo subsp. pepo (vegetable marrow), 1590 nucleotides. RefSeq lists its product as uncharacterized. The record is from RefSeq and is a predicted model, not a curated record. NCBI's taxonomy places the organism in Eukaryota, Viridiplantae, Streptophyta, Magnoliopsida, Cucurbitales, Cucurbitaceae.
UGUUCGUUGAAGCUCUUUGAACUGAGCACCAAAGUGAUGGAAUCUCAGACUCCCAAUCCCCAAAGAAACUCCAUUGCAGACCCCCAAGCAGAGCUUCACUGCUGUAUCAAUGGCGAAUCUCUCGAUUCCACUGAUGCCGACCUCUCUUUCGAAGAUGUCGAUAGCUCUUGCUCCACUCCUUACGUCAGUGCUCCUUCCAGCCCCGGCCGCGGCGCUGUUCCUGCCUUCUUUUAUAGUGCUCCGGCCAGCCCUAUGCACUUCGUCAUUACCAAAAACCCUACCUCUUCCUCCUCCUCUUCCGCUUCCAUGGAUAAUCAUUCUUCUUCGUUUGAGUUCGAUUUCUCCGCGAGGUUUGGCUCUAAUGGCCGCUCGAGUUCCAUGGCAUCGAUGAGCUCCGCCGACGAGUUGUUUCACGACGGGAAGAUCCGUCCGAUGAAGCUCUCGACGCACUUGGAGUUGCCGUUGGUGCCAAUGCUGGACCUAGAGAAUGGCGAUGGAAAAGGAGACGGAAUCGUUGAGUUUGUUCGAGGGAGGGAUCUGAGGCUGAGGGAUAAGUUUCAGCGGCGAAGAACUAGAUCCAUGUCGCCGUUAAGAUACUCGCCGAUUGAGUGGACGGAGAGCGAGUAUGGAGAUGGAAUCAAUGUCGAAUGCUCUGUAACUGAAAACGAAAUUUCUGGAGAAUGUGGAGUAAUGGAGAAGGUUGAAGAAAUUGCAUCCAACUCCGAGGUCAGUACUCCUUCCAUUUCGGCUUCAUCCUCGAGAUCGUCUUCGGCAGGAAGGAGCUCGAAGAGAUGGAUUUUCCUGAAGGAUUUUCUGUACAGAAGUAAGAGCGAAGGAAGAAGCAACAACAAUUUCUGGUCCAACAUAUCGUUUCAUGCGAAAGAGAAGAAAUCCGGAGGAGAAAACCAGAGAAUCGCGAAGCAAAAGUUCAUCAAUCCAUUGGCGAGUAGGUCUUCAGAAGGUAAGAAGGCAAAAGGAGCAGUUGGAACAAAGAAAGAUGGGGCUAAGAAGCCUUCAAAUGGAGUUGGAAAGAGGAGAGUUCCGCCAUCGCCGCAUGAACGUCACUACGCUGCUAACAGAGCUCACUCAGAGGAGAUGAAGAAGAAGACCUAUUUGCCUUACAGGCAAGGCUUGCUUGGCUGCUUGGGAUUCAGCUCAAAGGGAUAUGGAGCUGUGAACGGAUUCGCCAAAGCUUUGAAUUCUGUCUCUUCCAGGUAAAAUCCCUUCUCAGCUAAUAUACAUUCUUGAAAUAAUGUCUUCUCCUCCGUUUUAGUGUGAUAGAAAAGGCUGCUCUGAGUGAUGGGGUUCAUCCUAAUGACUCCAUUUUCGCCCCAUUAUGAUGCUCUGUAAAUUUAUCUCUAUGAAAUAUGAAUUAGUUCUUCCCUGCAUCUGUUUGAUUCUCUCUUACUUUUCUGUGUUGAUGUUGAAUUAAUUGCAUUGAGAUCUUAAGCUGAUGCCAACAUAGAUAGUGAUCUUGUUAUCCAUGAUCUUAAGCUUGACCACAUGACCAUGCUUAUAUUGACAUAACUUUUCUUUGGGACAAGCUUUUCUUUUGUUGCAUCAAACCUUAGGUCCAUGUUUUUGAUGAUU